GCGACUACUUAUCACACCUCCCUCAACGCACACCAUGACCCCGCUGGGUCUCCUCACCGCCUUCUGCGCCUGUGCUGGAUUUGCGCACGCCCAGUACUUCUCCCAAGGCUGGGCGCCAGGUCAGCCCGUGCCCUCCGUCGCAGACUUCCAAGCCGCCCGUCCAGCGAGCGCUUCCGUCGUUCCACCCACAGGCGCGGGCGGUGCUUCUCAGGAAGGAGGAGGAGGGCACAAGCUACCGAAACAGGGCCUACUCGACACGCUCGUCACGAACGGGCCCGUGUCCGCGCUCUCGGGCCUGCUGGGCCUCAACCUGUCGGGCGCACCCGCGGUCGAGUGGGACGCGCGCAUCCCGCUCAUCACGGACGAGAACUACGACGAGGUGAUCGUGAACGAGGAGAUGGACGACGAGGAGGCGAUGGAGCGCGUGUGGUUCCUUGUCGUGACCGUGACAGCCGGCUCGCCCGAGGGCGUGUCCAAGUUCGUCGACGACGUGUUCGACAAGACGUACAACCUCACGCUCGACACGGGCGACCUCCCACACGUCCGCUUCGGCCGCAUCGACUACAUCAACGUCACCGCCAUCACGACCAAAUGGAACAUGUGGUCCGCACCCUGGCUCGUCGUCCUCAAAGACCGCGGCCGCACCCUCCGAUUCUACCGCGCCGGCCAACAAAAGCUGACCCCCGAAAUGCUCUACGACCUCCUCAAAGACGAGUCCUGGCGCGCGCGCGACCCCUGGCACUCCAUCUACGGCCCGGGCGGCCAGCGCGAGUGGGCGCUCGACUACCUCGCCACCGUGCUCGCCGCGCAGUACCGCUACAUCAACAAGCUCCCCAAGUGGGUGCUGUAUAUCCUCAGCGGCGGCGUUGUGUCGGUCGUGAUCAAUUUUUUGCAUAAGCCGGACGCGGGGAAGAAUAAGGGAGAGCAGAAGCAGGGGGGAAAGACGACGGCGGUCACGGCGAAAGAUAAGAAGACGACGGCUGUGUCUGCCAAGGAGCCGCCGCCCGCUGCUCCCGCCGGUGCUGGCACGAGCACCGGCACUGGGACAUCGCAGUCGCGCUCGGGGACACCGUCCAAGGGCGCAUCGAAACGGAAAAACAAGAAGUAGACUCCGGGUUUGUCGGAGUGGAUGAAAAUGCGGGACGGGUGCCUAGAUCUAUUCACCAACUAAAUACCUGGCUUUUGUGUGCUAUCUAUUGUAAACCAAGCUUAGCUUAGCUGUAUGUACCACAAAACAACGCCCUAUAACUGUCCGAUAUGCUCAAUUCAUUCUCGAUAUGUC
Molecule: messenger RNA, 1282 nt
Organism: Coniophora puteana RWD-64-598 SS2
Lineage: Eukaryota; Fungi; Basidiomycota; Agaricomycetes; Boletales; Coniophoraceae
Exons: 3
Coding region: 35-1108 (357 amino acids)
Source: RefSeq, a predicted model, not a curated record